GGCAAACCCUCAACAGUAACAUCGGGUGGACGCCAGAACAACGCGCAACAUUUAGCCACGAGGAGAUAGGUCAGAUGCAAAUUACAGCCAAACUGGUUAUUGCUGGCUGGUUUGCCUACGCCGGAGCUCUGUGGUCACUGAAAGGGGCUGUCUUAAUCUACUACAACCGCAUCAUGUGCGGUGUCGCGCAGCAAACGAUCAUUCGAGUCACGGGGGUCUAUUGUGGUCUAAGCUUUAUUGCAGUUGUCCUGGCAAUCUUUCUUCGCUGUCGACCCUUUGAGAAAUUGUGGCAGAUUUACCGCGAUCCAGGCCUUGAAUGUUCGUCUUAUUACACACUCUACAUUAUUGUGGCAGUGUUAAACGUCACCACCGAUAUGCUUCUCGUCUACAUUCCGAUUCCGGUUCUCAUUCAUCUGCGGAUCAAGUUCUAUCAGAAAAUCAUCGUAGGAAUUCUACUGUGCUCCGGCGUAUUCAUCAUUGUCGCCGCGUUGCUGAGAUGCGUCAUGUCUCUCCUUGAGAUCUCACAAAUCAACUUAACCGCGGUCUGGACUGUGAGGGAAAUAUUCGUGGCCUUUGUUGCAGUCAAUUCUCCAGCGAUCAAACCGCUGUUUAAUCCCUCGUCAUGGAAGCGCCUUCCAAAGGUUGUGGAUGCUUCGGUAAAACACCAGAGUCACUCCGAAGCUCGCAUUGUCCUUCCUCAGAACAAUGGUAGCUUCGACGCCUAUCAGCCCACUUUGCAGCCGCCAGCGCCAUCAGUCCAUAUUUUGUCCGGAAUAAGCCACCCUGACCGGUCCACGGACUGGGAUAUAUUCCCACAGGCGCCUAACAUUACAUUUCCCGAACAAGCUUUGUACGAUUAUGUUUGA
Molecule: messenger RNA, 866 nt
Organism: Aspergillus lentulus
Lineage: Eukaryota; Fungi; Ascomycota; Eurotiomycetes; Eurotiales; Aspergillaceae
Source: RefSeq, a predicted model, not a curated record